CGCUAACGAUUGGAAGCAAAAAAUCAUAGUUGCGCACAGUACAAUUAUAAAGUGAAUUGUUAUUUGUGUAUUUAUGCGAACGUUAAGUUUUAAAUUAAGAUUUCAUUCAAAUUGUUAAUUGGCAAAGUAGAACGAAUUGGUGGCUAGUUGCCUAUAAUAAAUAUUAGUAUAUAUUGGCAUGUAUACAUUUGUGCGCAAAUUUAGUGAAUAGAAAAAAAAUUUAUUUAUUUAAUUAUAUUAAAAUUUGCUACAUCCAUAUCGGCAUAACGCCGCUGAAACGUAAUUCGAAACUUGUUUCCUUUUGCUCCAAUGGUGCUGCUCAAUUGCAGCAGCUUCCAAGUGCAGUGCAACAUUAAUAAUUAAAUGCUAAAAUACGCUCAGCUAAUAAAUUAUGUAUUUUAAAUAACUCGGCGUCUAAGUGAGUUUGCAUGUAAUUUAUGCAGCAACAACAAACGCUGGAAAAAGUAAAAAUAAAAAACAGCCGUAAAGCAAAUUUUACCGGUAGCAGAGGUAAUUCAGUGUUUUUCGGGCAGUGGACAGUGUACAGUGUUUUAAUUAAAACAUUUUAUCGCUGUUUGCACACAAACAAAAACUGCGAUUAAUGUAUUUUUACAUUGCGAACUAUUAGACUUAUAGUAAAAUAAUAUUAUUAGGUAGUUGUAUACGCUCGGCUGAGAACAGAUACAUCUGCUUUAGGAAACACAAUUCAUACCAUAAAUCACUGAUAUGGAGAAUACCAGUGUUUUAUCUUUGAUCUCGCUCGGAGCUGAGGAGUCGACGAAUGAUUUCGAUUGGAAUGUCAGCACAACUGCAUCGCCAAGCGUCAUCGCCCAACCACUGGCGCUAUAUCACAACCGGCGACGUUUCUUGUUCAGCGGCAUUGUACUAUUACUGGGCGUUAUUGGCAAUUCUUUGGCGCUGUUGAUUUUGGCGCGCAAAAAGGCGACCAAGAACAGCAAAUAUACGUUAAUGUUACGUUGCUUGGCUUCGAAUAAUCUUAUCGGUCUACUCGGCAUGCUAUCGACGCUUUUGCUCAAAGUUUACGUGCCCGAUGAUAUGUUCAAGGCUUAUGUGCGUUGGGAUUGUACGCUGAAAGUGUUGUGUCGCUUCUUCGGACUUAGUUCCGGUUGCAUUGCGGCAGUCAUGGCCAUUGAACGUUGGAUGGCUUUAGCACGACCCUUCAUCUAUCACAAGCAUAUCACAUACGAGCUUGUGCGUAAAACCAUAAAUUCUCUGGUGCUCAUCGCAGUCGUUAUCACCUUUUUGCCUUUCACUGGUUUCGGCGCCUACAUCGAUGAGAGUAAUCCAGAAAAUCCGAAAUGUUUGCGUUAUCGUGACGCAGAAGGUUUUUGGAAUAAAACCUAUUCGGUAUUGUUUAUGCUUUUUGGCACCCUUUUGUGCGUCGUAAUUGUCGCUUGUAAUUUGUUCGUGACGCGCGUGCUUUGCUUCAUUGGACGUACUCGCACCACCAAACGACACAUGCACUACGAUCUGGUGAAUCGUGAGAAAGGCAGCAUUCACCGCAUCGAGGGCGAAUCGAACAGCGGCUCGUCGUUGUAUCAUCAUAGCAAUAGUGUCACAAUGACAGCAGACGCAUCCCCUGAUGAGAUUAAAUUCGCCAAGUUGAUGGCAUUCCUUAGCAUCUCGUUCGUGAUCUGUUGGAUGCCACAAAUGAUUGCCAUCCCCAUGGCCAUUUUACCGAAUCGUGUACCCAAGGCGCACCCAUUCUUUAUCUUGGCUGAUGUGCUGAUGGCGCUGCAUUUCACCUCAGAUCCAUACAUUUACGUAUUAAGUCGCACUAAACACUCGUACAUAUUGGGCUGCAUCAAGCGCUGUCGCUGCGAACUGCGACGCUCGCAGAGUGAUCAGAGUCGGCUACGCACCACCGUCGAGCAGAACACAACGGAUUGUGGACUGAACUGAGAUUCGUUGCGUGGCGCUCAGACGCCAGUGCGUAUACGCAUUUUAUAAUUGUAGAUAAACAAAUAAUUAUUUGACGAAUAUUUUUUAUUCAUUUUUGAGGGAUGUAAAUUACUUUUGUAUCGUAAGAGUGUGAAGCAAGGCAAAUCUAUACGAGUUGAAGUUAGUAUAGCAGCUGAUUUGUUGUUUUUUCUUGCAAUUUGGUCAAAGCUGUAUGUGUAUUUGUUGUUGCUUUGUUUCUUUAUUUACACUACGAUUGAAACUAGGUCAUUCAAACCACCAAAUUGCAAAAACAGAAUACAUGCAAAUGUUGCCUACUGAAUUCACUUUCAUUUUGUUGCAGUUGUCGAAUAGCUGAAAAACAUACCGAGAGAUCGAAAUUUAAAAAUACGAAUAUGAUUGGCAUGAAUGGUAAUUGAGAAAAACCAAAAAAGAAAAUACUUUGCAUCUUAACACUAAACCUAUUCAGAUUUUUUGUUCAAAUGGCACUUUAGCCUGUUAGACACGAGAGAUUAAAAAUAAUAUAGAAAAAUGGGGAAAAAAUCUUAAGUAAACGCAAUUUGGGAAAAUUGGAAAAGGUGGGCAUUUUAGUAUGUGAAGUGCAAAAAUGUUGUGUUUGUCCUCUAUGAAGCGAUAGGUUUAGUGUUAGAAGCACCUAAAAAAAUUGUAUUGUAAAACUGUACUUAAAGAUAUUUUAGAAUUUGUAUAUGUAUGUGUACAUAAAACAUAAGUUGUAUAUAAGCAAGGAAAAACAUGUCACAAAAAAUCAUUUGCCUUCGCCAUAAUUUAUCUAAAUACAUACAAUACAUACACAAUUUUUUGUAUAACUGAAUGUAGAACGUAUGUAUGUAUGUAGCUCUGCACAAACUUUGCUAGCUUGUAAGUUGUAAAUGAUUUUAAAAUAAAUGACUAUUUUUAUUAUGUAUUUGAUAAGCUGGCGUGAGUCAAAAGAUUACGAAUUUCCAAAAAAUUUAAUUGAAAGCUAUUUUUAGCAGCAAUUGUUAUUGGUAUGAGUUUAAAAUUUUAUUUAUUUUUCACAUAUACAUACAUAUUAUAGAAAAUUUUAAAUCUUUCGAUCAAAUGUAUUUUUUUACUUACUUUUCUUUUAUCAAUACGCAAU
Molecule: messenger RNA, 3040 nt
Organism: Anastrepha obliqua
Lineage: Eukaryota; Metazoa; Arthropoda; Insecta; Diptera; Tephritidae
Product: prostaglandin D2 receptor
Exons: 5
Coding region: 727-1923 (398 amino acids)
Biological process (GO): positive regulation of cytosolic calcium ion concentration; adenylate cyclase-activating G protein-coupled receptor signaling pathway; inflammatory response
Cellular component (GO): plasma membrane
Molecular function (GO): G protein-coupled receptor activity
Source: RefSeq, a predicted model, not a curated record